AUGAACCAGGCGAACCACGUGAAUCUGGGAGAUUAUGGAAAGGCCAAGGUGUACCUGUGGAAGACGGACCGAACGAGCGAGGAGUUGUUCCAAGAAAUCUCCAGCAAAGUGAGGAACCUAUAUGGACACAUAAAUUACGACGACCUGUUUCAUCACCUGCAUGGGUACAUUAACCACAUCAACGAGAGCGACAAUGAGUUGUUCUUGCGCACAGAGCUUCCCCUACGUGAGUCAUCAAACAAUAAGGACGGAGACAUAGAUCACGAGGAUGAAUCAUUUUUCGAUAUUUUCAAAAAUGCCAGUUAUGUUCGCAGAAAUGGGAGUCUCUCCAUCAGUUAUAUCGACUUGGUUGAUAAGGCCAUGCGUGUGGACAGAGUUAACUUUUUCUCCAACGUAUUUAUAUCGAUUGGUGUCCACGAGCUACGCGAUGGGGGAGUAGCAUCAUCGGGGGGAGUAGCACCAUCGGGGGGAGUAGCACCAUCGGGGGGGGUACCAACUUCUCCCUCAUGCAGUGCUACUCCGUCCACAUCUUCUCCUGAUGACAGGGCGGAACUGCACCGCAUGAGGGAGAAGUUGGUGCACCUCAUUAACACCUACAAUAAUAUUUUUUUUCGAAAUAGCUGCGUCUUCGUACAACGGGUUCUAGUCAUCCCCACUUCUGACAAGUACGACGAAUAUAUUAUGUCUGAGAUUAUGAAAAUAAAUGAGAGUUUCCUUUACGGGAAUGGACCUGGAGGAGGCAAUGUUGGAGGCGAUGUAUGUAUUGGUGGUAGCGAUGUAUGUCUUGGUGGUGGAGAUGGGUACGGCAAAAUUCCCCCACAGGUAGCCUCCUCAAAAGGCGUAGUUACAGAUCUGCAAGAAGAAGAAAAAAAAAAAAAAAAACCAUACGAUUACAUGAAGCAGGGGAAUUUUUCUCGAUUGAAAAAUUCACCAUACUAUUUAGAUGAUAAACAGAGGAACCUCACAGGUGGGAAGUUCGUUGGACGCGCAGUAACAUCAGAGAAUGUAGUUCCACAUAUUCGUAUGCGACAGAAGGGAGAGGAAGACAAUGUAGCUCUUUGCAGUCGUAAGGGAAUAGCUUCACACAACGGGGUUUCACCGAUAGGCACCACGUCAGGAGUGACAUCUGCUGAGGCUUUGGUAGUUCCUGCCUCGGGCGGUUUAUCCGGCGUAGUGUCCUGCACAGAGGAAGGGGCGGGUGGGGUGCGUAGUAGCAGUGGGAAAAGCUACAAAGGAAAGAAAAAGUAUUCCACCAAUUUUUUAAGCAUUUUCCAAAAAGCGUCUGCGAAGGAGUACAAGUCGGUGAAUGUUCAUUCAUCGAGUGAAGAGGAUGUGUCCUCGGAUGAGGGAGUUUUCGAUAGUUGGAUCUGGGGUAGUGGUACGGGAGGUGGUGAAAACCGCGGGGGAGGAAAUAAAAAUACACAUGUCAGCCCUACGGAAGGUGCACCUAACUCACAUGUAGGUGAGAAUGACGAAGAUAAGAUGACUGUCCAUGGAGAGAAGACAACUCUACAAAGAACGAAAACAAUGAUACAUGGAGGGAAGGCUACAACACAGGAACCCAUUUCUUUCAUUUGCAAGAAUUAUCGGAACUUUCGUAUAAUUGUCUUCCUACCUUCAGUGAAAAAACACUUUAAUAUCCAAUACAACAAAUUUUUUCAGGCAGUUCUCUUGAACGCCUUUUAUAUUUUUGCACUUUCUUUACAUAGCAUGAUGACUAAAGAGAGUGUAAGGAAGUACAUGGAGGAUAUUAUGGAAAAUGCUGAUUGUGAAUCCAUUCGGACAACCAAGGUGGGUAGUGAAAGCGUGCUGGAUCGACGGAGACGCAGGUAUCUGGAGGAGGGGUUCCCAGAUACCUGCAGAACGUUUGGGAAGGCUCAGAAGGGGGAGAAAUGGGAGGGUCAAGGAGAGAGAGGUAUGACUGCCGCGGAUGGAACCGAUGUUCCUGGUGCCUUGCGCCUGAAGAAGAGCCUAAGUAACAGAGAUCUCGUCGGCAAGGCCAAUAUGAUCAGGCGCAAAAACAGUUGUGAUAAUAAUAUCUACGUAAAUAUAAAGAGAUAUUACAACGAUGUUAAAUGGAGCAUCCUGAGUAAGACUAGUCAGAUGACGACGAAGGGGGGAGGCGAAGGGUUCGUGUAUGAGAGAGCCCCCCGAUUGUCCAAGUGUAGUGCGUACGAGGAAGGCAGACUCCAGGGGCAGAACUCACACGGUGUGGACGCAGGGGGUGUGGACGCAGGGGGUGUGGAUGCAGGGGGUGUGGAUGCAGGUGGUGUGGAUGCAGGUGGUGUGGAUGCAGGUGGUGUGGAUGCAGGUGGUGUGGAUGCAGGUGGUGUGGACGCAGGCGGUGUGGAUGCAGGUGGUGUUGAAUCUCGCUUGGAUGGAGUGGCGACAGAGUUGGUUGAUCAUCUAGCUGUGGAAGAAGAGACAGAUGUGAAUCACGGAGAGGGACGGGAUGCGGAUCCCAUCGGAGAGGAAGUGGUAUCUUUGCAAAGCGUUCAAGGGAGUGGAGGAGAUUCGCCCAUUCGUCGUUCCGAUGGGGGUGGUCAAGAAGAGGAAUACGCAGAGAAGUAUCACGAUGUUGAGAAGUAUCACGAUGAUGAGAAUGAUGACGAUGAAAUGGAAGGAGGAAAUGACGACGAAGAAGAUGAUGAUGAAGACGAAUACAAUGAUGAGGAAAGCGACCAAUGCAAUGACUACUGUAGUGAUGAGGCGAAAGAAGGAAGGGAAGAGGACCGCAUAUUCCCGGGUAGGGGACAAGACCCCCCACGAGGAGCAUCCAGGAAGAGGUCCAAAGGGAGCGACAAAGCAGAGGUAGAAAAAAACAAACAAUAUGAGAUGAAAAAAAAAGAAGGAGAUGUGUUUCUACUUCUGGGAAGCCCACUAGAUUCCAUGGAAACAUACCUCGAGUGUUACGAAAUGAUAAAAGAGAUGGGUGAUAAGGAUCACAUGUCUGAUGGAAAUAUUACCUUCUGUAUUGUCUUAAGCAUGUACCUUUAUGUUACACAAAAUUGGGGGCACUUCUGUAGAUUAAACAAUAAUGAAAAGUAUAUCUUCCGUUUUGCAGAGGUCGUUGAGAAUAUGAUCCUUCAGACAUAUGAAAAGUUAUUUCCAAAUAAAUACACGAACUAUGCGAAUUUUUUUUUCGAUGCUUCUUCGUACAGUGGGUCCAUGAAGGAAAGAUCCUACCAUCCUUAUCAAAGCUCUUCUCAUUUUUCUCUGUACAGUUUGGAGCAGACAAGUGACUCUCCAUCGUCGGGGGUGGUUAAAAAUAUAAACUCCUUCAUUAACGUUCUGAAUGAUUACGACAGGGGGGAAGAUGAGGGGGAAGAGUAUUAUUCCGGGGAUGAGUCCAGUGAGAAAGAAUUCUUCUUUUUCAAUGUAAGUAUCAAAGGACACAACACGUUGAUUUAUUUGAUUGGGUUUAUGGAGCACAAGUUAGGUGAAGCUUUAUCUGACAUGCGAAAUGCUUUUGUAGUUUCCCCUGGUGAGGAGUCCGAUUGCACUACCUCUUUACUACCUGCACAGGAACUCUUCGCAGAUUGCCUUCUAUGCUACCUCAAGUACCUUCUAGCCGUUAAAAAGAAGAGGCAUAUUUUUACAACCAUGAGAAAGUACUCUUGCUUCACUGAGCGCUUCAGUCACCAUCUCUAUGUUCGAUUUUAUAUUGAGCUUGCCAACAUUUAUCAACACAUCGGAGCCAACCGCAAGUUUGCCUUCACCAUUUAUCUCCUGUGCACUCGCUUCUUUGAACAAAGGAAGUUCUACCUGACGUAUGUCUUUUUGAAUAGUCUCCUUCCAUUUUAUGGUCUCCCCUGUGUGCAGGUGGAUUUUGACUGGGGCGGAACGGAGGGGGCAGUAUCAGGGAUGGGGGUAAUAACGGGAUCAAUCGGAUCAACGGGAUCAAUUGGAUCAUCGGGUAAAGAGGGACGGAGUGAACACCCCAACGAGUUGCUAAAUAGAGCCUUCGCAAGAAGAAGAUGCAAUGUGAAUUUCCCAAUGCGGUGGUUGAAGAAAGCGAAUGAGGUACGCCUUUGGGAGGCUCCCACGGGGGAGGGUAACGGUCAUCUAAGGGGAGUGCCAAGUGUACCUCGGGAAGAGAAUCAUCAGAAGAAGCCGAACGAAGGAAACCACACAGUGUUACCACCAGGAGGAGACACAGCAGAGGUACAUGGAGGAGUUCAUAACGAAGAGAACAAUAAGGGGGGGGUUGUCUUAUCGGCCCAGAACGAUCAACACAGACAUAUUCUCUUUAGAAGUGUGUUGGAUGCGUUCAGCAGUUACAAUCUUAAACGUUUGUUAUCGUUCUGCUCGAGGGAAAUUAGCAUACGUAGUUUCUUCUGCCUGAACAAACAUGGAGAGAAGGUACAAAUGUAUAAAAAGAAUAGAAAAAAACAAAACGGAAAAUUGCAACAUGGGAUACUGGCAUUACUUAGUGAAGUUCUUUCACGACUUAACUUACUAAAUGAAUCCAUCGUUUGUAAUUUUCUGCUACUUUUUUUUUUGGCAAAAGUAUUAAGGAAAGAUGUACAGAGGUUAAUUCUGUGUAACAUAUAUGAAACCCUUAGGAAGAGUGAUAGACACAUUUUCUCCCCCCCUUUUGUUACUCUGGUAAUGGAUAAGAGGGAGAAGAGGAGGAGUAGAUCAUACUUGAAGAGGCUGAGUCGAGGGGGGGAUGUAUGCUUUGGCGGGGGAGUGAAGGCGCACCAAGGGGGGUGUACUUGUGGCAAUCUUUCGUGGGACAGUUCCUCUUCCGGGAGCUCUUCACCUGAGGAAGACUCAUCCGACAGCGACGUCGAGGAGAGGAGCUACGAGGGUGGAGAUGGAAUUUUUGGAGGUGUAGGAGAGGGCCACGACACGGCGAGGGAGACCCACAGAUCGGGGUUACCGAAAAAGGCGGCGAAAGAGGAUAAGGGUAAAAAGAAAAAUAGCAUGAGAGGGAAAAAUAAACCAGGACGGAGAAAGCCGAUUCACUUCUUGUGUGGAAUGACAGAAGGGAGAUGCGCACCCUCCCCAGUGUUACUGAACAUUGAAUACAUUAAUGAGGCAAGAAAGAGUGAAAAGUUUUAUAAGAAAGUGAGUUUUGCUGAGUCAGAAAAUAAAGGAAAGGAAGAACAUGGUGAUGAAGAAAGAGAUGUUUUCAAAUACAAUCCCUUUAACGAAGUGGAGAGGAACACUAAGAUACAUAACAUUUGUGAGCUCAACAGUAUUAACCAGGUGGAGGUAACUCUAAAAAAUACACUAUCGACAAAUUUAGUUCUAAACAGUGUAAGACUCAUCACCUCUGGAGUUCCUGUAGAAACGUACGCAUCCAAUGUUGUGUUUCUAAUAUCUAGAAAGAAGAACCACACAACAAAGGUUCGCCUCUCUUUCAGGGCAAAAGAAACGGGCCUCGUAUUUCUCCUUGGAGUGUCUUACUGUAUCAGCUACCUCCACUUUGAUCAGUACCUUUUGUACGACACGUCCAUUCUGAGGAAGUGCUUCAUGGGUGAAUCUCUCAUUUCUCCACUUCCACAGGGAGAAAAUCAGUCCAGUAGUAAAAAUUGUUCUCAGAAAAAUUAUGAACAUGUUCAGGUGAAAAUGGCCGAAAAGGGUGAAAAUGAAAACAGUAAAGAAUCCUGUACCAUUGGAGGGAUAGGAAAUUAUGGGAAGAAUACCAAGGUGGAGGAAGAAUCCAUUCGUUCCCAUCACAAUAUUUGUAGUAGGAGAACAGACAGAGGUGCACUGCUAAGCUACGCACUGAAAAUGUCCAACACAUGCUCCGUUUUUGUUAUUCGGAAUUAUUUUUGCGUCAAGUCCGAAAUCAAGCUUUUUAACUUUAGUAGGUACGUGAAUGUCCAGUCAAUGUUGCAUGAUGAGUCGCACCUGGAGAUGUUCUGCACUCCUUCCUCGGUGCAAUUGCAGGGUACGCAGCGAGAGGGAUCCUGGUGGGAAGCAGCAGGGGAGGUUUCUAGCGAAGUAAUUAAUGGAGAGGAAAAAAGGGAAAUCCUGAAACGAAGCUCCUCUCAAAGUGGCUACACAUCCAAACGGGAGAAGAACGAUCUCACCUCGAAGGACAAUACCAAGUUGGCGAGUAAACUGAACGGAGCCAUAGGAGGGGCAACACAUACUAGUGAUAUUCUGUCCAUUGGAGGAGCAACUCCUAAGUUAUCCUCCUUGUCUGUGUCCUCUUCGUCUGCAUCCUCAUCGUCUGCCUCUUCAUCGUCUGCCUCCUCAUCGUCUGUGUCGUCCCCGGAGUCGAGUCGAGAAGAACGCCACUCAUUUGCACGGUUAGGACUCUGUUCAUCGAGCAAGUCGUCUGACAUGGCCUCCUGCACGGAGAAGACAUACCCCUCAAGCGAUGAGGAGAAGACCAACCAUGGAAACAGUAACCACGUGGACGAAACGUAUGACAAUCAGUACUUCUCUAUUGACGCAAGACACACAGAGUUGCUUGAAGGAGAAACAAAAUUCUUGUGUCUUAUUCUGGAGAACAGGAGUUCUGACGUGGACAUAAACUACCUGAACGUGCAGGUAAAAUAUAAGCAUAAAAUAUUGGGAGAUUUUUUUUUAAAGUUUUUUUUUAAUAAGGCAUUUCAAAUGAAGCGUAACUGUGGAAAUGAGGAAAAGGAAAAUGUCAUUCAUAUCGGAGAAAGAGGACCAUUAACAGUUCUAAGGGAUCACUGCUUGUAUAUCCCCAUUAGGUGUAUAGGCUCAAUUUUAAUUAACGAGUGUGACGUACGUGUGGUCUAUUCGAGCGAAAAAAGCAAUCCCUACUAUGGAGUGCAGAAAAUUAAGCUCCGUAUUAAUGUCAUUAGAAACGUAUCCGUUGAUCAACUGUUCUGCUUUCCCUAUGUCAGUUUUAAUGUCGUAGAUGUGUUAGAGGAAAUGGUAAACUCAGAUUUAUACAGCGCGAGUGUUAUUAAUGCUUUGAGUCGAGUUAUGAUGACUAGGGGGAGAGAUGAUGUAGACGAUGGGGUGGACGGGAGUACGACCAUCCAUGUGGGUAACCUCAGGGGGAGGAAGCUGAAGUGUACAGAAAUCAGCAUGGAGAACUACUUCGAGGGCGGUACAGAGAGGGGUGUAGAUGGGAAUAUAGGGGGAAUAUCGCUGGAGAAGACACCCCAGCUUGGUGGGGUACCUCCACUUCGUAAACGAUUCGCUCCGAGGAAGGACCUCACCAUUUGCACGGAUAACAAGUACAUGUUCAUAGAAUUGUUCAUCAGAAAUUUCAGCGGGUACGUGAACUAUUGCUCGGCGAAGAAUGUGGGUAGGAGGCGGCCCACGUGCGUGGUCGAUACAGAUGACAAACCGAGUAAAUGGGUUCUGUGGGUUCAGAGAAUCAAGCGAAAGAAGAACCUCUCAUUCGCUAGCCCAGAAGAUGCAGUCAAAUAUUUUUUAUUGUACAUAGAUAUCCACGUGUACCUCUCCUUCGACCGACACAAGAAGUCCGGACUUCUCAGUCUCUACAGCUCCUACCUUAACAAUGUCUACAUUUAUGGGAAUAAAAUAGGAUACUUCUUUCUAAAUUUAGAGAGAGAGGAAUUAACUUCACGGGAGGGACGCACACAUGAACACAGCGCGUUUUCUGUGACGAAUGGGUCCAUCGGCCAGGUGAAGCGGCAUGGGAAAACGGUGCCCAAGCGGGAAACCCUGUUUUGCGCAUACGCGGAAAUGGAGGAAUUAAGAGAGGCGGAAAAGAUGGAUCAGACAGAAGAUGUGCGGGGAGAGUAUAAAGUGCCAGAGACUCCCCGUGUGAAGAACCCCCUCUUUGAAACGAACUUCACAAACGAUAUAUUCUACCCACAAGUAGUGUUGACUCCCAAGUUCUACAAUUGCAAAAAAAAAAGUAGCGUGAUCAUCCCUAAAUGUUCCAAAGCGUUGAACUUCAAACAUAUAAGCGAAAUCGGAAUUAGGAAAAAUUAUUUUGAGUCGUCCGUUGGAGAGUUUUUCGUGAUAAAAAUAUUUUUGAAGAACUUAUGUACCCUGAAUCUUGGCAGCUACACCCUGCUUCUUUAUCCCUCCAACUUUAGCUGUAUAAAGCUUAUUGGGAGUUUGAGUAGCAGUGGGUCUCUUGGCCAAGCGUGGGAAGCAGACAACGGUAUGCCCAAAGGAAGAAAGAAGCCAAAACGAAUGAAAAAAAAAACACACCUUCUGCACUCCCUCAACGUGUACUCCCUAUUUCCGGGAAAAGUUUUAUUUUACGUCGCUGUGUACUUCCAUGCAUACCACGCUUUGCUUUUCCACCACGAGCCGAUUCUCGUGACGAUCGUUUAG
Molecule: messenger RNA, 8253 nt
Organism: Plasmodium knowlesi strain H
Lineage: Eukaryota; Apicomplexa; Aconoidasida; Haemosporida; Plasmodiidae
Product: conserved Plasmodium protein, unknown function
Exons: 1
Coding region: 1-8253 (2750 amino acids)
Cellular component (GO): trans-Golgi network
Source: RefSeq, a predicted model, not a curated record